AUGAACCUGACGCCCGUAUCAGCAACGAAAUCCUGUUCUGUAAGCCCCAAGCCCAAAUGGCGCAACGAUUUCAUUGAUAGGGAACUUCUCAAUAUCGCGGAAGGUGAAGAGCUCCUCCUGAAAUUCCGCACAGACUUGAUGCCUCUGUUCCCAUUCGUCCCUAUAGAUGAAGCAAACUUUGGUAAAUUGCGUGAGAAGUCUCCGUUUCUCUUAUUAUGCAUAAUGACAGCUUGUCUCGAGCACAAGCCCGCUCUCCAGCAAAAGUUCGAAUUGGAAGUUCGAUCUGUUAUAUCAACCCGUAUAAUGAUGAAUAUGGAGAGGGACAUGGACAUACUUCGUGGCUUGUUGGUUCAUAUCGCAUGGUCUCAUUAUCAUUGGCGCAACUACCAUACCCAGGUGUAUAUGCUUCUUCAGAUGGCUAUGGCUAUCGUUGUUGACUUGGGGCUUGACAGAUACGACAAUUUUAGAAUGCGACACAUUUAUGGCCAUGGGGAAGACAUGGAGGGUUCUCAGGGGGUACAAGUGCUCCAUCUGACCCCUGACGGGCAGCGCGCAUUCUUAGGUUGCUAUUAUCUAUGUUCCAAGGCCUCAAUAUUUCGGCGACAGCUGAACAUGAAGCAUACGGACUGGGUCAAUCAUUGUGCUGAACGCUUAGGGCAGAGAGCAGAGUAUCCCAGUGACCAGUAUAUCAAAGCACUGAUUGAGAUCCAAUUGCUUGCUCGAAAAUCAGAGCUAGAGGUCGAUUACCCUACUCACGCAAUAAAUAAGGACGAACUAUUCCGGUCUAUUGACGUACUUGAGAAUCAAAUAGAGCAGCUUUUCCUACAGAACAAAAAGUGUAAUACCUGGGCGCUGCGAUUGGAGCUGAAUGCAAUUCCCGCAAUUGUUCUCGGGCAUGCACUUAGCCAAAGGGAUAGCCAUCACCAGUAUAAUCAACGUCGGCUGCUUCGUAUUGCGCGUUCCGCAUUCAACAUUGUGACAGUAUUCCUCGCAACACCGACCUCAGUCGCACCUAAUCUCCCUAUGUUCAGCUACACCUCUAUCUGGUACGGCCUUCUUGUUCUGUCGAAGUUGAGCUUGCUUCCGGAUGCGGCAACGGAAGACAAGUCACUCGAUGUCCAUAGCAGAGACAUCCACAACCUCGGCCUUGCAGCUAUGCAAAAGAUGGAGACGAUGUCACGAGGUAACGAUGUCUGGGAUAAUUGCCUUGCAGUGAUCGGGUCCAUGCUCUCAUGGCUAGAAAAAAGUCGCACACGGUCUAAAGAAAUGCAACUUCAUGAAGAAAUAUCAGACAAACAGGAAGUUGAGAACACCAAUCCAUUGCCGGAGCCAGUACAUGAAGAUUCCCCUCUAGUCACAGAGUCUGCUGUGACCGAAGAUUGGGAUGCUACAGUAUGGCACCAGAUGCUACAAGAUCUGACAUGGAUAGGAGGGAUUCCAGUGGAGCAGCAAUUAGCCGUACAUUCAUUCAACGAGACUUGA
Molecule: messenger RNA, 1482 nt
Organism: Aspergillus vadensis CBS 113365
Lineage: Eukaryota; Fungi; Ascomycota; Eurotiomycetes; Eurotiales; Aspergillaceae
Exons: 3
Coding region: 1-1482 (493 amino acids)
Biological process (GO): regulation of DNA-templated transcription
Cellular component (GO): nucleus
Molecular function (GO): DNA-binding transcription factor activity, RNA polymerase II-specific; transcription cis-regulatory region binding
Source: RefSeq, a predicted model, not a curated record